Molecule: messenger RNA, 642 nt
Organism: Didymodactylos carnosus
Lineage: Eukaryota; Metazoa; Rotifera; Eurotatoria; Philodinida; Philodinidae
Source: the annotation of a GenBank genome assembly
AUGUUGGGACUUCUAUUAACACAAACUGGUGAAUACGCCAAAGCCGAACGAUAUUUCAGAAGACUGAUAAAUGAUACGUUGCCAAACGCCCCUGAUAUGGGUCCGCUUUACAACAAGAUUGAUAGAGUUUACAAUGAUCAAGGCCAACAUUCUCAAGCACUGGCAUAUUACCAGCAAGCUCUUGAAAUCAAACUGAAGAUUUUAAAAUCGAACCUUCCAAGUGUUGCAAAAACAUACAACAAUAUUGGACUAGUUUACAGUAAUGAAGGCGAAUAUUCUCAACCAUGGACAUAUUACCAGCAAGCUCUUGAAAUCAAACUGAAGACUUUGGGAUCAAACCAUCCAAGUGUUGUAACAAUGUACAACAAUAUUGGACUGGUUUAUAAUACUCAAGGCGAGUACUCUCAAGCAUGGACAUAUUACCUGCAAGGUCUGGAAAUCAAACUGAAGAUCUUGGGAUCGAACCUUCGAAGUGUUGCAAAAACAUACAACAAUAUUGGACUAGUUUACAGUAAUGAAGGCGAAUAUUCUCAAGUAUUGACAUAUUAUCAGCAAGCUCUUGAAAUCCAAUCGAAAGCUUUGGGAUCGAACCAUCGAAAUGUUGCGAAAAGAUACAACACUAUUGAACUAGUUUACAUCUGA